CCCUCAAGCCACAUCCCGCUGGUGACAGCGCACCAAUAAGCUGGGACACAUAUUUCUCUGAAAACUUGGGUCUGGGAACUGCAUGUUGACCAUCUGCGGAUUUCAACCAUAAUGUUGGGCACUGUGAAGAUGGAAGGUCACGAAACUCCCGACUGGACCAGCUAUUACAAUGACGCGCAAGAGGUAUAUUCACCCAUGACCAACACCAGCAUGAACGUAGGACUGGGUUCCGUGCAAAGCAUGAACAGUUACAUGAGCAUGUCCACCAGUGGGAAUAUGACCUCCAGUUCUUUCAACAUGUCUUAUGCCAACCCCGGCUUGGGUGCAGGACUUAGCCCCGGAACCAUGGCAGGGAUGCCGACUGCCUCCAGCGCAAUGAAUGGAAUAAGCGGUGGAGUACCACCUAUGGGCACCGCGUUGAGUCCCACUAAUAUGAACGCCAUGUCCGCUCAGCAAGCGUCCAUGAGCGCAUUGAAUCCUUACUCUAGUAUGAGCCCCACGAUGAGUCCCAUGACCUAUGCCCAAACUAACAUCAACAGGGCGAGAGAUAACAAGACCUUCAGAAGAAGUUACCCUCAUGCCAAGCCCCCUUACUCGUACAUUUCGCUAAUCACAAUGGCUAUCCAGCAGUCACCGAGCAAAAUGCUCACUCUCAGUGAAAUAUAUCAGUGGAUCAUGGAUCUCUUCCCAUACUACCGCCAAAAUCAACAAAGGUGGCAAAAUUCCAUCAGACACUCGCUGUCUUUCAAUGACUGCUUCGUCAAAGUCUCCAGGUCACCGGAUAAACCAGGCAAAGGUUCAUACUGGGCUCUGCAUCCCGAUUCUGGAAAUAUGUUUGAAAACGGCUGUUACCUCCGCAGACAGAAGCGCUUUAAGUGUGAGAAAAAGUUGUCUCCAACUAAGGGAGGAGAGGGAAGGAAAGACCAGACGGGCGGUUCUGGCUCUCCGGCGCACGACAGUGGCAACUCCAAACCAGGGCACAUGGACUCAAGCUCGAUUUCCAGCUCCAACCAGUCCUCCAGUCCCCACAGCUUGGACAGAAGCGGUAACCACACUUCCGAACUAAAGAGCAGCGGGCCACCCCUGCACCCCGCAGCCAGCUCGGCCACGUCUCUGUCAUCAAUCCCGUUGCCUCCGCAUUCUAUGGGCCAUGAGACCCAGCUGCACCUUAAAGAUCCCCAUUACUCAUUCAACCACCCGUUUUCCAUUAAUAAUUUAAUGUCCUCAUCGGAGCAACAGCACAAACUGGACAUGAAAGCUUACGAACAAGCACUGCAAUAUUCAUCCUACGGCUCAGGGAUGUCUUCCAGCUUGCCCCUCGGCAGUGCAUCUAUGGCCGGGAGAGCCACUAUGGACCCUUCGGCAAUAGAGGCGUCUUACUACCAAGGUGUGUAUUCCAGACCGGUCCUAAACACAUCUUAGUAUCCUCUCAUUUUUACUGAUCUGAGGACCGACAGGAUCUUUUUAUUUUAUCUUAUAUUUUAUUAUUAUUUUUUGCAUGCACACAGUGCAAAGGACUGUUACUUUCAAAUGUAAGAAUGUGUAAGUGUAUUAUAAACUAUUCUGUAAACGUGUUUCCAUGAAAGAUUGUAUACCCCAGAUGUAAAUCAUCGCAAGUGUAUUUAAACCAACAAUUUUGAACUUGUAAAAUAAUGUUGUAUUCCCCAAACUUGUAGUCUCUAACGACGAAUGUGUCCGUGUGUUACAAUGUGCAUGAAUGAAGGUCAAUGUGGUGUUGUGGAACGCGUGCUGCAGGUAAAAAAAAAAAACAACAACAUGAAAUCAAAACAAAAUACAAAAACAAAGCACCUGUUUCAAGUGAUUUUUAUGUUGUUAGCAUAUUUUACAUUUUUCGUUUUAUUUACCAUUUUGACAAAGGCGUUUCAACCCCAGUCUUGUAUCAAAACAACUUUAUUCCAACUUGAAACUGCAUUCGAAAUAAUAAAAGAAUAUGUAUUUCUUUAUGAAGCAAA
Molecule: messenger RNA, 1973 nt
Organism: Sardina pilchardus (European sardine)
Lineage: Eukaryota; Metazoa; Chordata; Actinopteri; Clupeiformes; Clupeidae
Gene: foxa1
Product: forkhead box A1
Exons: 2
Coding region: 112-1422 (436 amino acids)
Biological process (GO): regulation of transcription by RNA polymerase II; cell differentiation; anatomical structure morphogenesis
Molecular function (GO): protein domain specific binding; DNA-binding transcription factor activity, RNA polymerase II-specific; transcription factor binding
Source: RefSeq, a predicted model, not a curated record